Molecule: messenger RNA, 978 nt
Organism: Priapulus caudatus
Lineage: Eukaryota; Metazoa; Priapulida; Priapulimorpha; Priapulimorphida; Priapulidae
Product: integumentary mucin C.1-like
Exons: 5
Coding region: 5-622 (205 amino acids)
Source: RefSeq, a predicted model, not a curated record
GGGAAUGAUACCGAGUCCUGGAUAUCCAUUCGCUAGGACAUUACCGCAACAGAAAUGCAGUUGGUUAUUAAAGGCGCCGCAUAAUGGAAGGAUAACACUGUGGUUCGAUGUCAUCAGCACAGCCUGGUUCGGCAGCUUUCUGCAGCCGUGUCCCGACUACGUCGAGUUUAAAUACAGAAACGACAGCCUCAUUAAUCCUGGCGCAAGGUUUUGCGGAUACGACAUCCCCACGUUCACAGUUACGACUGAAACAAACGAGGCAGCAGUGUUGCUGAGAAUAUUCACUCCCUUCACUGCCAUGUUCAACGUGCGAUACGUGGUUACAUGUAAAGAUCCAACGAGUGUAGCAACAUCAACCACCACGCCGCCAACGACUGCGACAACCACUAUGCCGUCAACGACUGCGACAACCACCAUACCGCCAACAACUGCGACAACCACCAUACCGCCAACGACUGCGACAACCACCAUGCCGUCAACGACUGUGACAACCACCACACCAACGUCAGCAACAACGCCACCGAAACAAACAAAAAGGAAGAAACCGGAGGCUUCCAAUUUUCGUCUACCGCUACCAGCUAUCACAGCUCUGAAGAAACUCAUCAGUAUAUUUCGGGGCUAGGCGAGCACUCGUUCGCUAGCACAACGGCAGAUGGAGAUCCGCGGCCAGUGACGGAGAGUGAACACAUACCAGUUUUCACGACACUCAAGCUUGAUAGGACAACACACUCUUCAGGAAAAGUCACGGCCGAUGCUCAGGCUUUAUUAAUCUCAGUAUGUCUAGCCUUCCUUUGGCACCUGUUAAGAUUGUUAACGUAAGCUGUGCACCGUAUAACAAACCGAUGGGAUUGUUUAUGCCUGUAUUCUAUUUUGUUUCAAAAUUUGUAUUAUGUAUUUCGACGAGUGAAUUUGCCUUGUCAGGAGCUUCAUAGUUCCGCUGGCUUUAAACAACUAUUUAUAUUUGCAUAUAAUGUGUAU